This is a messenger RNA of Ustilago hordei, 1407 nucleotides long. RefSeq lists its product as uncharacterized. Lineage: Eukaryota; Fungi; Basidiomycota; Ustilaginomycetes; Ustilaginales; Ustilaginaceae. The coding region runs from base 1 to 1407 and encodes 468 amino acids. Gene Ontology annotation, molecular function: metallodipeptidase activity. Gene Ontology annotation, biological process: proteolysis. The transcript has a single exon. The record is from RefSeq and is a predicted model, not a curated record.
AUGCCACCGAUACCGCUAGACAAGAGGGCCAAGGAAGGCUAUCUUCCUUUGACUGCCACAGACGCUGGACCAGGGCCCAAGCUGUCGCUCAAGCUUCGCGCAAAGCUGGCGUUGUGCUCAGCAGCUCUCUCUCUGUUCAUCUUUGUUUCUCUCAGCUCCUGGUCCGUACCUGAAGCAGUAUAUGCGGUAUGGCAGCAGAACAUGGAUAUACGAUGCGACGAGACCACCUUGUCAAACUCGCGCUGUCAGAACUCGCGUAUGUAUGCCGAGCAACUCCUGUCAAAGCAUCCACUCAUCGACGGACACGUCGAUGUUCCCGCCCUAGCACGCUACUUCUACUACAACAAGCUUGACGAAAUUCCUUUUGACCAGCCGGCCUUCGCUAAUGGUAGCUAUCCUACCAAGGGUCACGUCGACAUCCCAAGGCUCCGAGCAGGCAAGAGUGGUGGAUUCUUCUGGUCAGCCUUCGUCGAGUGCCCCGAUUCAGCCGCUGUUGGAAAGGACUUUGAACAUGCUGGAUCCCAACCUGCUGUCCGCAACACAGUAGAGCAGCUCGACGUGAUCAAACAGAUGAUUGACAAGUAUCACAAGGACUUCCGUCUCGUUUCGGACGUCAAGUCCGCUCGCAAAGCCUUCAAGGAUGGCAAGUUGAUCAGCUUCAUCGGAAUCGAAGGAGGACACUCACUCGGCAACUCUCUCUUUGCCUUGAGAGCGUUCGCAUCAAUGUUCAGCACAUCGUUCGGCCCAGUGCGAUACUUGACCUUGACCCAUACAUGCCACAACGCCUUCGCUGACAGUGCUGGCGAGCACCCACCUCGAUGGAACGGUCUCAGCCCCUUUGCUCGUCAUCUCGUCUUCGAGCUCAACCGUCUCGCUAUCGUUCCCGACAUCUCACACGUUUCGGAUGAUGCAGCUCUCCAAACCAUCGACAUGACACGAGGCCCCGUCAUGCUGUCUCACUCUUCAGCUAGAGCCCUCAAGGACAUCGAAAGAAACGUGCCUGAUUCAGUGCUCAAUAAACUCGCAGCUUCAAAGAAAGAUCACGUAGUUAUGAUCAACGUCUAUCCUGGCUUCAUUGGCGGGACUGAAGAUCUGGACCAGGUAGUCAAGCACGUAGAACACGUCAGCAGCAUUGUUGGAAGGGGUCACGUUGGCGUUGGUACCGAUUUUGAUGGGAUCAUGUCGGUUCCUAAGGGCUUGGAGGAUGUGAGUCACUAUCCUGACCUUGUAGCCAAGCUUGUUGAGAAAGGAUGGACCGAUCGAGAGCUUAAUGGAUUCGUCGGAGAGAACGUGCUCCGUGUCCUUGCCGAUGCGGAGAGGGUUGCCUUGAAGAUGAGGAAGGAUGGAGCACAACCGGACAACACAAGCUGGAACGAUGUUUUCCGUUUGUCGACAGACGGAGCCUGA